Closterium sp. NIES-67 is the source of this 1538-nucleotide messenger RNA. NCBI's taxonomy places the organism in Eukaryota, Viridiplantae, Streptophyta, Zygnematophyceae, Desmidiales, Closteriaceae. The record is from the annotation of a GenBank genome assembly.
UAGGUAUUUAGGAGCGAGCAGCUUAGUUAGCUCGACGCCGGUGUCUGCUCUUGCCGUACCUGUUACACAACCGGCCAAUUAUUCGCCUUUUUCUCGUAAUGCUCCUGUCUCCGCCGCUUCUGUGUUCCCAGAAAAUUGUCGCUCCUAUACUACCCUUGUGAAGUGAGUCGUUUUGCGUGCGAGUCGUUCCUUCGAUUUCAUUUAUUAGCUAGCGUUACUUCUCACGGUCAAUGGCUUCGUCCUUCCUCAGACCAGCCGUCAGCCAGCACCGGUUCUGCUCCUCACCCGACGCUGCGUCCCCUUCCGCGCGUCAGGGCACUGCCUGCCUGGCGAUGGCUCCCAACGCUUCGAUCUCCCUCCACUGCACCCAUCAAUCCGGUCUCCGAUUUCAGACUAGUGGUACCAAAUCCCAUUCACGGAGAAACGUCGCCAGUUCCUUUUUCGGAGAUUCGCUCGCUCGGUCCCAACUAGCGUCCACUCCGUCAGGCCUCCAACCUCAGGGGAAGGUCGCCAGACGGAAGCCCUGGAGCGCGCCGCAGGCGGUGUUCCAAUGGGGGAAGCGGCCGGAGUACAAGGGGACGCCGCCACGUGUCAUAGUGGUGACGUCGGGGAAGGGCGGGGUGGGGAAGACGACGAUAGUCGCGAAUAUCGGGAUGUGCCUGGCGCGGCUGGAGUUUAAAGUCGUCGCGAUAGACUGCGAUGUGGGUCUCAGGAACCUCGACUUGCUGCUAGGAAUGGAGGCGAGGGUCUUUCACACGGUACAGGACGUCUUGGCUGGAGAGGCUCGAUUGGAUCAGGCGCUUGUACGCGAUAAGCGCGUCCCCAAUUUCGAGCUGCUCUGCAUUUCCAAACCCCGGUCCAAGAUUGAUUUAAAUUUCAGCGGCAAGUCGCUGAUUCUCCUAGUGGAAGCCUUGAGGGAGCGGGAGGAGGGAUGUCCGGAUUUUAUUCUCCUGGAUUGUCCGGCGGGGAUCGAGGCGGGGUUCAUAACGGCAAUCACGCCGGCGAACGAGGCGAUUAUCGUGACGACGCCGGACGUGACGUGUCUGCGGGACGCGGACCGAGUGGCGGGGCUGCUGGAGUGCGACGGCAUCACCAACGUGUCGCUGCUGGUGAACCGCGUGCAGGCGGAUCUCAUCAAGCAGGGCCAGAUGAUGUCCGUUGGGGACGUCAGAGAAAUGCUGGGUCUCCCUCUGUUGGGAGUGAUUCCAGAGGACACUGCAACCAUUGGUGCGUCCAACCAGGGAAUGCCACUCGUACUGAAGAAGCCGCCUACCAUGGCGGGCCUGGCAAUGGAGGCUGCAGCGUGGCGGCUGGCUCAAGGGGAGCAGAUGGACGUGGUUGUGCUUCCGGAGGAGAAAAAAGGGUUUCUUGCUUUCUAGCCUAGGCUAGCUAGCCCUAGAGGUCAAAUGCACAGGAAUGUCUAUUAUGUUAAGAGAGUAGACUGCGGUUUAGAGAAUCUGAAUCCGUGUUGCCCUUCGAAAAUUUGCUUGCAUCUUUGAGCAUGGUUUAGGGACACACCUCCCCACCAUCACUUAAUG